This is a messenger RNA of Lycium barbarum (goji berry), 2954 nucleotides long. RefSeq lists its product as uncharacterized. The coding region runs from base 539 to 2104 and encodes 521 amino acids. The record is from RefSeq and is a predicted model, not a curated record. The transcript has 2 exons. Lineage: Eukaryota; Viridiplantae; Streptophyta; Magnoliopsida; Solanales; Solanaceae.
CAUUACAAUACAUUUGUAUCCAAACUCAUUGAUAUGUUCUAAAUCUUUUCUUGAAAGUGUUUAUUUCUUGCAUUUGGUUUUCUUUAUGUUCUCUUACUAGAUACUUGAAGUAUUUGUCCAUACUUAGAGUUGUCUAGUAAUUUUGUGUCUAUUUCUUUGUUUCGUGCUAAUUUGUUCCGUGUUUUUUUCUCUCUCUAUUUUCAUUGUGUAUUUCUUGUUUCCUGUCAGUUUAAGUUUUGUUGUCCUUUUCUUUGUUUGACAUAAACUCCAUUCUUGAACCAAGCUUUGGAACUUACUUUGAGGUGUUUGAGUUGCUGGUUUAUUGAAGAACUUCGAGGAGCAGCCCUUGAGUGGUAAAAGGCGAGAGUGGUGAGAUUCUUUGUGGGUAAAAAGCCUACUUGUGUGAUACACGAGUGUUGAGAGUCACUACUUGAGUGAUGUAAGGGUGUGAUGCUUUUGGUGAGGUCCUUUUGCUUCUAACAAUUUUUUGUUUGUAAUUAAGCAAUUUGCAGGUCUUUGGGAGGUUGUGGCUACAUCCAUGGAUACCAAAAGAAAGGAAGAAGAUAAAAUAUUAAAAGAAAGAGAUGAAAAUGACUUUUACUGGUUACGAAAACUCUAUGAAGAAAUGAAGAAAGCAAAUGAUGAGUGGGAUGAAAGAAAGAAGAAACAACAUAAUUCCAAAAAAACAUCUUCAAACUAUCCUUCAUCUAAUGAGGGGGAGUUGAAGCACAAGGCGUAUGAAAAGAAGGACCAAAGGGACACAUCAAGUGCUUGUAGAAAAUCAAAAAUCAGAGUUGAUGUUAGAAGUCCUCCAAAAGAUAGUAGAGGAAUUCUUGGCAAGUAUGUGGGUGCUUAUGAUACUUCAAAUAACAUAUUCUUCCAAGGAAAGCAAGGGAGUGUUUCUUCAUCAGUUGGAUCCUUUUUCAAUUCAAACAAAAGUGAGGAUGAGCGACAAAAGAAAGAGAGAAGUAAGGGUGAGAAACUUGACAACUCAAGAGAGGAAAAAGUAGAGGAAGUGAUGAAUGAAGAGAGUGAGUUGUCAAGAACUGGAAAUGAGUGGACAAAAUCGAGUGAAGUGCGUUUGGGAGGUAAAAUAGAGGGUGAACAAAAGCACUUGAGAGAUGAUAGAAAAGAAGUGCUUAAAAGAAAAGAGUGCAUAAGUGUGAAAGGAUCUUGUUCAAGCUCUAACCUUUUAACUCAUUCUUUUUCUAGUAUUUGUGCUCCAAAUGUGCAGGUUGUUGAAGAAGAACCCAUUGAAGUGUUGGAACAACAAUUGAAGGAAGAAUCUAGCUUCAAAUGGGAUUUGAAAGUAGCAAAGGCUGAUGAUUUGUGGAAACAAUUGCAAGUAGAAGACAAAGUUGAGCUUGAUGAUCUCAUGUGGUAUGACCUUAUCGAUGAUCUAUUUGUAGAUGCAAACAAAACUGAACUUGUACCACAAUUUGUUGAAUCAAGGGUUUUAGGUGAAGAUAUAACUCAAAUUGAGAGUGAACAUAACUUUUUUUGUUGUUCUUCUCACGUGAGCAGUCUGCCACAAUGUGGUGAAAGUGGGAAACGAGAUAAGUUGAGUGAACAAAUCCAAGAGAAUUUGAGAAAGGAUGAAUCUUGUUCAUAUGCUAAUAAACUAACUCUUUCUUGUUUUAGUCUUUUAUCUCCUUUCAUGCAGAACAUUGAGGAUGAACUUUGUGUAAAGGAUGAUGACAGCUCACUUGAAGAAGACAAUCUCAUGGGUCAAGGUUUUAAAGUGUGGGAUAACCCAUUGUGGGAUGAUACUAAACAUGAGUUUACUGUACAUUUUUGUCCACUUUGGGAUUCCAAUGAAGGAAGCAAAGGUGAUGAAGUUUCCAAUGAACACAUUGAGACACAUGAAGCUUUUGGUGUCGUAGAUAUUGAGAAAGUUGAGCUAGGUGCAGAAUGUAGUAGCUCAAGUGCGGAAAAGGACAAGUGCUCACAUGUUUUCAACUUCACAAUAUCUUUAUCUUGUUUUCUAGAUCCUUAUUUGCAGGUUCAUUCCAAGCCACUUCACAAGAAAAUAACUUUUGAUCCAUAUCAUGACCAUGGUAUAUUGAAUGGUCAAUGUCAAGAUUCGAGGACGAAUCUUCUUUAAGAGGGGGAGAAUGAUAGCAACCAUGGAGGCUCAAAUGCAUUAAGGAGCAAAAAAGGUCACCACCAAGAUUCGGGACGAAUCUUCUAUAAGAGGGGGAGAAUGAUAGCAACCAAGGAAGCUUAAUUUUCGUUGAAGACUAAAAAAUAUCAAGAUGCUUUAAUGGGCUUCAUUUGGUAAUGACAUGUCAUGUAAUGGAGGAAUAGCUCCAGCCCAAAGGAGAUCUUUAGGGCUUUAUACUAAUUGGAGGCCCCAAUUGAAAACCAAGAUGAGUUGCAUUAUGGCCCAAAACAUGCCCAAAGAAGGAACAAGUUCAGUAGCCCAUACUUGUGUUUCUAGAAGAUCAUUUAAUGCUACGUUGACUACAUUUAAUGUUUUUAUUGAACAAAGUGUUGGUGGUCAUCUAUGCACAUUGGAACAAAUGUUUGGUGGUCUUCUAUGCACAUUGGAACAAAUGUUGGUGGUCUUCUAUGCACUUUGGAACAAAGAAUUGGUGGUCUUCUAUGCAGCUUGGAAAUUGCACCUUAAUUAAUUUGGUUUGACCAACUUUAAUGUCUAGAAUGUUCUUUAUUUUAUUUAGGGUGGCAGCCACCAUUUCUCCUAUAUAAAGGGGUGUUUUCUUUUUCAUUGUAACUAAGUUUGAAUAUUAAUAAUAUUAGCCUUGUGCUUGUGGAGACCUUUGAGGUUCUCUUUUGGGUUAUGCCCUUUUUGUUCUACUUUGAACCGCAACUCGGAUUCUUCGAUGGUAAGAUUCCUUGUUUGAGUUCCCUCCCUCCAUUUCUUCUUCUUCUUAAUUGAUUCACUAUUAAACAACGUUUUAAGUAUCAAAUACUUGAACUUGUGAACUUCUUUC